AUGGCUGCUGAACUUGUGAUCGGGGCUUUUCUGUCUGCUUCAUUUGAUCUUUUGCUUGAGAAGAUCGCUUCUCCUUGUGUUGAGGAGUUAAUCUUCUUGACGGGAAAUAAAAGUAGUGUUUCUGAGAGGCUUUGCAAGUUGAAGUCCACGUUCAACUGUCUCACCGCAGUUCGCUUUGAAGUGGAGAACAAGAAAAUAAAAAAUCCUGGAGUGGAGAAUUGGCUGGACAAUCUUCUGGAUGCUGUUGAUAAGAAUGUUUCUGAGGUGAAACCGUCAGAAACGUUGUUGGUUAAGACUUCCCUAGUGGAUGAACAUGAAGUUUAUGGUAGAGAGAGUGACAAGGAUGCUUUAAUGAAGUUGUUGAUGAUAGAUGAUGUGGGUAGUCAAAAGAUAUGUGCGAUUCCCAUUUUGGGAAUGGGUGGGGUUGGUAAAACAACCCUUGCUCAAGCUCUUUUCAAUGAUGAACGAGUGAAGAACAUGUUUGAACAUAUGGCCUGGGUGAAUGUUUCUGAUAAAUUUGAUGCUGUGGCUAUGACAAAAAGCAUUCUUGAAGAAGUAGCUCAAGGUGGCACUUUCAGUAACAUGAAUUCGAAUUCGCUUCAGAAUAUUUUAGAUGAUGCUUGGGAAGAUAGUUAUGUUCGGUGGUCAGAAUUGAUGAAGCCUUUCAUCAAUGGGGCAAAAGGCAGCAAAAUAAUAGUGACAACAAGAAACAAAACAGUUGCAGAUAGCAUUCGAACUACUGAUGCACAUCACCUUGGAGAAUUGUCAGAAGAUGAGUGCUGGGGGCUAUUUGCAAAGCAUGCUUCUAGUGGAAAUCUUAGAAUGUUUAUUGAGAAUCCAAAAUUGGAAAGCAUAGGCAGAAAAGUUACUAAGAAAUGUAAAGGUUUGCCUUUAGCUGCUAAGGUUCUAGGAGGCCUCUUGAGAUCGACGUUGGAUGCUGAGAGAUGA
Molecule: messenger RNA, 948 nt
Organism: Humulus lupulus (European hop)
Lineage: Eukaryota; Viridiplantae; Streptophyta; Magnoliopsida; Rosales; Cannabaceae
Product: putative disease resistance RPP13-like protein 1
Exons: 2
Coding region: 1-948 (315 amino acids)
Biological process (GO): defense response to other organism
Molecular function (GO): ADP binding
Source: RefSeq, a predicted model, not a curated record